UUGCAGGAGGGUGGAGCAGGUUGAAUGAGUUUCAAAACUCAUGGCUUGUUGUGAGGCCUGCGCUCACAAAACCAUUACUUCAGCUUUAGAAUCCAAAGCGCCAGGGCGUUGGACACAGGGAAUUAGCUCACGGAGAACAGUUGGAAAAGUGAAAGCCGACUUCCUUCAACACGAUAGUGCAAGUUUGCCGCUGAUUUACUUUAUUGUUCACCGUACACUGCAGUAUAAUAAUGUCUGAUACAAAUUUUAAAAGCUUGGAAGAUGUUCUAAACAAACACAUUCCUUCCGAAGAACUCGGCGAGGUUAAGAGGGUCCUCUAUGGACGAUCGGACGACAACGAGCUGAAAUUUUCGGACGAAACCAUUUCAUUGGCAAAGGAUGUAGAUGUCGAGUUGAAGGGAUACGUGUUUAAUGCACGUAAAGAAGACUUGAGGAGGCCAAGGAUCGUGCGUGUCGCCGCCAUCCAAAAUACCGUCGAUAUACCAACGACUGCCCCAAUUCAUGUACAACGUGAUGCCUUGCACGAGAAAAUAUCGAACAUUUUAAGAGUAGCUGUUUCAGCUGGUGUUAAUAUCGUUUGCUUGCAGGAAGCAUGGACUAUGCCUUUUGGCUUUUGUACACGCGAAAAAAUUUGGUGUGAGUUUGCAGAGGAUGUUGAAAAUGGACCUACCACGAACAUGCUGAAGGAGUUAGCCAAGCAAUAUAAUAUGGUGAUCAUCUCUCCUAUACUUGAGCGUGACUCGGACCAUCAUGACACAAUAUUUAAUACGGCUGUCGUGAUAUCCAACACCGGUGCCUAUAUUGGCAAGCAUCGCAAAAACCAUAUUCCUCGUGUGGGAGAUUUUAAUGAAUCGUCGUACUAUUUCGAGGGAGACACGGGGCAUCCUGUCUUUGAGACUCAGUUUGGACGUAUAGGCAUUAACAUUUGCUAUGGACGCCACCACCCACAAAAUUGGAUGAUGUUUGGCAUCAACGGCGCAGAGAUUGUAUUCAAUCCAUCUGCAACGGUUGGUGCACUAAGUGAACCUCUGUGGGGUAUCGAGGCAAGAAAUGCAGCUAUUGCAAAUGGCUACUUUGCGGUCGCAAUCAAUCGCGUCGGAACGGAAGUGUUUCCCAAUGAGUUUACUUCUGGCAAUGGGCUACCAGCACACAAGGACUUUGGACCGUUUUACGGAUCGUCCUAUGUGGCAGCUCCAGAUGGUUCGCGAACUCCGGGUCUUUCCCGAGAUAAGAACGGAUUACUUGUAGUAGAGAUGGAUUUGAACCUUUGUCGGCAGGUAAAGGAUUUCUGGGGCUUUCAGAUGACUCAACGUCUACCUCUGUAUGCCGAAUCUCUGGCCAAAGCUAUAAAACCAGAUUACAAACCUCAGAUAAUAAGAGAAUAACCGAACUGGUCGCAACAUCUUCGGCCUCGAAAGAAAUCCUUUUUAUGUUUGAUUUUUUUUGUAACAACUGUCUAACAAUAAAGUGUUGAGUUAAUUAUUAA
Messenger RNA from Anopheles darlingi, 1486 nucleotides. RefSeq names its product beta-ureidopropionase. Bases 231 to 1385 code for a protein of 384 amino acids. Gene Ontology annotation, molecular function: beta-ureidopropionase activity. The transcript has 4 exons. The record is from RefSeq and is a predicted model, not a curated record. NCBI's taxonomy places the organism in Eukaryota, Metazoa, Arthropoda, Insecta, Diptera, Culicidae.